Molecule: messenger RNA, 1227 nt
Organism: Cryptococcus wingfieldii CBS 7118
Lineage: Eukaryota; Fungi; Basidiomycota; Tremellomycetes; Tremellales; Cryptococcaceae
Exons: 1
Coding region: 1-1227 (408 amino acids)
Source: RefSeq, a predicted model, not a curated record
AUGCAAGACAACGUCUGUACCCCUGGGGUAUCUGCUGCCUCCAAAGUGGCCCACACCACCGACAUCCUCGAACACAUCUUCUCCCACAUCUCCGCCCGCAACGACCUCGUAUCCCUCCUCCGCACCUCGACCCUCUUCUUCCGUCUCGUGGACAGAAAGCUCUACCAGUCAAUAUCGAUAUCAAACAAGUGCAAUCCGUUCUUUGGCAUCCCAUACGGCGACAUCUCUGGUGGCCGAGGCGGGUUUUAUGGGAAAGCCAGGCUGCUGGAAUUCGUGCGCGCGGUAGUGGUCGAGCGGGCAUCAGUUCCCAUCGAGGGGUCGGUAUGGAAAAGAUGGCGUAUGCUCCCUGCCCUCCCCUUAGUCGACACGGUGAUCAUGCAGCCCGCCGACAGCAAUACACAACAGGACGGCGGAUCAGACAGGUCGCUGCCGAAGAACGCCCUCGUUGAACGGCUUUGCCCGAAUGCGACUCAUCUCUGCCUCUCCCUACCCUGGUUGACCCCAGGCGCGAAGCAGGCGCAUCCCAUGCCUUCUUUUCCCAAGGUCAAGACGCUGGUGAUCAAGUCUACCGCGGUGGACACUAUUGACAUUGAUUAUAUCACUGGAGACCAGCGGGCCAAGGCGGAGUGGCCCAAUGUCACAAUGGUUCAUCUGUACAUCUGGGGUGAUCUCGUGUCCCCUCGGAAGUAUCUACUGAGAUCUGGGUGGCCGAACAAGGCUGCAAUCGACUGGUCCGAAAUACUGGCAAUCGGCAAUGGGACGUACAAAGAACUCGGAGCCAUCCACGAUUACGCCCUUGACAGUCUUAUGCGCCGCAUAGCAAUGCUACUGUCUAUCAGUGCUCUUCGGCUGUACAAUGUUGAGGAGAUGCUGGAUAGAUUGAAGUCGUGGAAAAUGACUAGGCGAACGUUCAAAACGAGUAGAGGACGCAUGGAAAGGGCCUUGCUGGAGAUGAUGAGGGAUGUGGCGAAAUACUCGGGCUUGUCGGACAAGUCGGCAGAGGUCGAUAUCUCAUGGCGACCCGCUCAAGAGUUCUACCAGACCUUCGGCGGCGUUCUGGAUCAAAGCGAGGAUGAAAGAUGGUAUCGGUCAACAGUCCUCGACCCCUCGCCAAGGCUCGUUGCACUCAGAGCCCGGCUGGCAGUCAAGACGGCGUAUCCCGUUAGCAACUUUAUAAGCUUGACGGAGUCUGAUGCUGAGUAUGCGUUGGCAGCUUACAAGGGAUGA